AUGGAUUUAGCUGAGAGUUUAGAAAACUUUCAUAUUACGAGUCCUGAGAAGGUCAAUACUGUAAAGCGAUCAAACGGAAAUUUCGAAGAUUUCAUCAACAGUGAUGAUUUCGAAGAUCAAAACGAACAACCUGGUAUAGCAAUCGAACGUCCGACGCUUGAGAAAGUGCAACUUAAAAAGACUAAAAAAGCUGAACUUAAACCAUAUAAAGAAAAUGAAAACCCAUUGCCACAGCAAUUUGGUUCUUUCCUUAGCAAAAUGGACGAUUGGUCAGUCAACUACGGUACAGUAAAAGCUUUGAAGGAGGAUUCGAAAACAAAUGGGACCAUGGCGCAAAGGUUAAAUAACUUGGAUGAAGGAAACGAUGCUCCACAGGCUCAGUGGAAAAAUUAUUUACUCAAACCAAAGCAAAAGAGUGACCAAUCUGCGAAAGAUGUAUCGGAUUUAAUUGUGACAGCAUCAUUAAGUGAUCUUUCUUUAAUUCCUGCAGAUACAUUCAAGAAGAAGGAAAGGAACGAUCUCAGUAGUCUAAGUCAUGAAACUGAUCCUGCACGAGAAGCAAAAUCAGUCUUUAAAAAUGUUCUGAAAAACCAAAGAUCCAAUUAUUUCAGGGACAAUGAUACCCUAACCACUCAGAAUACUAAGAAUUCAAAUGGUGCCAACCAGCCAUAUCAGACAAGGAACUACAUAAAUUCAGACUUCGAGUCCGGAUCCCGUCCCGUGUCUGGAUCAGAAGAUUUUGAAUCGGGUUCUGAUUCAAGUUCGGAUUCUCUAUCCGAACUGAACCCAUCGAAUCUCAACUCACCUAGUCCUAAGCCUAGAAUUGUAACGAACACCAGAAGGUUACCUCUGAUAACUCCAGAAGAUGCUGGGUUAGUAUUUGAUCAUGAAACUGGACUAUGGGAUAAACAACGUAUGAUAGCCGCUGCUGAUUCCAAUAUAUCGGAAAACAGUACCGGCUCAUUUGUUAUGGAGGAAGAUUCGACAACAACUAAUUCGAAUUCGAAUUCUCAUUCUAGUCUAAAACCCAUUUCAGAUUCAUUCAAACGAGACCCUACCUUGGACAAUUGUAUAGAUACUCAAAUUCCGGUCAUUGCAACGGCCAAUAGUGAAAUUGAAAGUGGGUUAGAUGAUGAAUAUUUAGGAAGCAACGUAACAUUAAACACUGUUACUGAUGACACCCCAUUGAGUACACCCAAAUUCAAUAGAAACUUUUAUCAAAAAGAUACGGAUAAGCCAAUGACUCGUUAUCCUUCUUCAUCACUGCACAAAGAACUGUCGAACAUUCAUUCUCAGGGCACCGCCAAUAUUGCUGAUAUAACUAGCAUUAGCCGGAUGGAUACUUCCUACGAUCUUACCAAGAGAGAAAUUGUAUCGAGAUUAUUAGAGAUUGAACCCAACCCAACCAAUUGGCAGACUCUGUACGAAGUAGAUCUAUCUGAUCAAGCAAUAAAGGACUCCUGUACUGGUAUUGAUGAAUUAUUGCCGAAUUUAAUCAACCUCGAUGUGUCUAACAAUGAGUUGAUAUCGUUACAAGGCAUACCUAAUCAUAUACAAAGUUUGAAUAUUUCUAAUAACAAGCUAAGAUCGCAACUUCUACAAUUUCAAGACUUACCGCAUGUCGAACAUUUGGAUCUUUCAGACAACAACCUAAGUGCAUUGCAAGAUCUUAGGUUCACUGCUCCGUUGUCACAUCUACACUACGUGGACGUUUCCAAUUGCGGUAUUGUAUCUUUGAUGGGCCUUCCAAAAUUCGCCAAAGUUGAUACGAUUAUCGCCAAGGAUAACAAAUUGAUAGGUUCCAUAGACUUCAAGCAAUUGUGCGAAACUUCUCCUAUACCGUGGCAACAUGUGACAAAACUUGAUUUGUCAAAUAAUAGGAUCACAAAUCUCAAAAACCUACAUUAUUUGGUCAGUUUGAGAGUGUUAAUAUUAGAUGGUAAUUCGAUUGAACAAUUGCAUAGUGGCUCAUAUCAUCAAGGUUCUAGGAGUCGUGUUGGAAAGAAGAUUGAAGUAGGAAACCCCGAAUUGCGUUACCUAAGUAUCAAAGAUGGCGGUGUCCCUGUACACUCCUUUUCCGGGUUUCCUAACCUACGAAUCUUACGAAUUACUGUGGCGAUGGACAGCAUCAAUAUUGAAGAGAAUGCAAUCGAUUCACAUAUGACAAAUAACAAUAAUAGCGAUAUAGAGAGUCCUAACUACAAUGCAUCGUUGAUACCAUUAUCCGAACGAUUCCCCAUGUCAUUCCCAUUGGAGCAACUGGAAAUCCUUGGGAUGCCUCAUUCAAGUCCGCGUCAACCAUCAAAGCAAAUGUUUGGAACUUCCACUAAUGGUAGAAAGCAAAAGCUUGGUUCCGAUCCAAACUCAUCAUCAGCAUGGGAAGGUUUCGAGUUCCCACCACAGCUUCGUCGGGUAACCCUACGCUCAUUAGGACUCACAAGAGUCCCACAAACGCUCACGAAUAACACGGGUCUAAGCUCAUUAGAUAUGCAAGGUAAUAACAUCUACUCCGCACAAAUAUUAUUGCCUUCACUCCCGUGUAAUUUACUCCGAUUAAAUAUACUACAGAACCCUGUGCUAGAAGAACCUUUGCGUGGUACCGACAAAAUAAAUACUGGGAGCGGCACUAACCAUGAUUUGGUGGUGCAUCAACGCAGAAACAAGGACUUACUCCGUCUUUUACUCCACUGGUGCCCCGCCCUUGUGGAGUGUGACCUCUGUACGGAGGGGUAA
Kluyveromyces lactis is the source of this 2733-nucleotide messenger RNA. RefSeq names its product Nud1p (gene NUD1). The coding region runs from base 1 to 2733 and encodes 910 amino acids. Gene Ontology annotation, molecular function: protein binding. Lineage: Eukaryota; Fungi; Ascomycota; Saccharomycetes; Saccharomycetales; Saccharomycetaceae. The record is from RefSeq and is a predicted model, not a curated record. The transcript has a single exon.